Molecule: messenger RNA, 5355 nt
Organism: Paralichthys olivaceus (Japanese flounder)
Lineage: Eukaryota; Metazoa; Chordata; Actinopteri; Pleuronectiformes; Paralichthyidae
Source: RefSeq, a predicted model, not a curated record
AUGAGGAAUAUUAACAUCAACCCGGCCUGGUACAGCGAGGACGUGCCCGACCAGAGGCUGAUGUCACGCCGCUUGAUCUGCAGCUUCCGCGGCUCAGUGACUCAGGGUUUGGCUCUGGAGGUUGGAGAGACGGUUCAGAUCCUGGAGAAAUGUGAAGGAUGGUUCCGAGGAUUUUCAACGAGGAAGCCAAAUGUCAAGGGAGUUUUUCCAGCCAACUACAUUCACUUGAAGAAAUCCAUCGUCACCAAUCGAGGGCCUCAUGAGACCGUGGUGCCUCUGGAGGACCCCAUCGUUACCGAGGUGACGUCCACGCUGCAGGAAUGGGCCUUACUGUGGAAACAGCUCUAUGUGAAACACAAGGUGGAUCUGUUCUACAAGGUUCGUCACGUGAUGAUGGAGCUGAUCGACCUGAGGAGGCAGCUGCUGUCCGGUCACCUGACGCAGGACCAGAGCCGGGACGUCAAACGGCACAUCACCGUCAGACUGGACUGGGGCAAUGAACACAUGGGUCUGGACCUGGUGCCGAGGAAGGAGUUUGAGAUGGUGGACGAGGAGCAGAUCAGCGUCUCCGAUCUUUAUAAAAUGCAUCUGUCCAGCAGACACAGUGUUCAGCAGAGCACCACACAGGGCGACAGUACGCGGCAGCGACACGGCGACCCGUGCAGAGUUCCGGUACCGCACCACCUACUGGUCAACCUGAAGAGCUUCACCUACAACAGCAUCGGAGAGGACACGGACAUCUUCUUCUCUCUGUACGACCUGAGAGAGGGAAAGACCAUCAGUGAGAAGUUCAUGGUGAGACUGAACAAGAACGGAGGCCCGAAGAAUCCAGAGAAGGUGGAGAGGCUGUGUGCACUCUUCACGGAUCUGAGCAACAAAGACAUGAAGAGAGAUUUGUACAUCGUGUCACAAGUCAUCAGAACAGGUCGCAUGUUGCUGAACGACAGUAAGAAAGGUCCGCCACACGUUCAAUACCGGCGGCCGUACGGAUGUGCCGUCCUGGCCAUGAGUGACGUCCUGCAGACCAUCUCUGAGCUGAAGGAGGAGAAAGACUUUGUCCUGAAAGUGUACACGUGUAACAAUGAGAACGAAUGGUACCAGAUCCAUGAGAACAUCAUCCGCAAGUCCAGCACCAAAUACACAGCUCCCAGCACCAACUAUGGCCUCAUCAUCUCUCUCCAGCUGCUGAGAGGCGACAUGGAGCAGGUCCGCAGGGAGAACCCUCUCAUUUUCAGCAGAGGCGUGGCCAUCACACGCAAACUGGGAUUCCCAGAUGUCAUCAUGCCCGGUGACAUCCGGAACGACCUGUACCUGACGCUGGAGCGAGGGGAUUUUGAGAGAGGAGGGAAGAGCGUUCAGAAGAACAUUGAAGUCACCAUCUUUGUGCUUUAUGCCGAUGGAGAGAUCCUCAAGGACUGUAUCAGUGUAGGUUCAGGGGAGCCCAACGUGCCCGAGCAUCGCUCCUUCGUGCUGUACCACAACAACAGCCCCCGCUGGAGUGAAGUCAUCAAACUACCGAUCCCCAUCGACCGUUUCAGAGGGUCCCACAUCCGCUUCGAGUUCAGACACUGCUCCACAAAAGACAAAGGAGAGAAGAAGCUGUUUGGUUUUGCCUUCACUCCUCUGAUGAGGGAGGAUGGAACCACUCUUUCAGACGAGAGCCACGAACUCUACGUUUACAAGUGUGAUGAGAACACGACGUUCAGUAACCACGCCCUCUACCUGGGCCUGCCCUGCUGUAAAGACGACUUCAACAGCUGUCCCAGCAUCCCCUCCAGCCUCAUCUUCCAGCGCAGCUCCAAGGAGACCUUCUGGAUCUCCACACAGCUGUCCUCCACCAAGCUCACUCAGAACGUCGACCUCCUGGCUCUGCUCAAGUGGAAGGCUCAUCCGGACCGGGUCAUGGACAUCCUCGGCCGGCUCCGACACGUCAGCGGAGAAGAGAUAGUCAAGUUUCUACAAGACAUUCUGGACACGUUGUUCUCCAUCUUAGACGACAACACAGACAAGUAUGGACCUCUGGUGUUCCAGUCACUGGUUUUCAUCAUCAACCUGCUCAGGGACAGUAAAUAUUAUCACUUCAGACCUGUGAUGGACACGUACAUUCAGAAACACUUUGCUGGAGCUCUGGCCUACAAGGAGCUGAUCCGCUGUCUGAGGUGGUACAUGGACCGCUCUGCAGAGGUGGUCAGACAGGACCACAUCCAGGAAGCCAUGAGGGCUCUGGAGUAUCUGUUCAAGUUCAUCGUUCAGUCCAGGAUCCUUUACUCUCGAGCCACGUGUGGGAUGGAGGAGGAGCAGUUUCGCACCAGCAUCCAGGAACUGUUCCAGUCCAUCCGCUUCGUCCUCAGUCUGGACAGCCGCAACUCAGAGACGCUCAUCUUCACACAGGCCGCUCUGCUCAACUCGUUCCCGGCCAUCUUUGACGAGCUGCUGCAGAUGUUCACGGUGCAGGAGGUGGCGGAGUUUGUGCGCGGCACUCUGGGCAGCAUGCCGUCCACCGUGCACAUCGGACAGUCCAUGGACGUGGUCAAACUGCAGUCCAUCGCCCGCACUGUGGACAGCCGGCUCUUCUCAUUCCCAGAGUCUCGAAGGAUCCUGCUUCCUGUGGUCCUACAUCACAUCCAUCUGCAUCUGAGGCAGCAGAAAGAGCUGCUCAUCUGCUCUGGAAUACUCAGCUCUAUAUUCUCUAUUAUCAAGACCAGCUCCCUGGAAUUCUUGCUGAAGAUUCUGUGUGUGUUCAGAAAUCUGAUGAAGCUCAGUAUCUUCCCUCGUGACUGGAACAUAAUGAGACUCCUCACCAGCAACAUCAUCCUGACCACGGCUCAGUAUUUGUCACCUGCUCUGCACAAGAACUUCACUGAAGCAGAGUUUGAUUUCAAGGUGUGGAACUCCUACUUCAGUUUGGCCGUCCUCUACAUCAACCAGCCCAGUCUGCAGCUGGAGAACCUGAGUCCUGCGAAGAGGAAAAAGGUUUUAGACAAGUACGGGGACAUGAGAGUGAUGAUGACCUACGAGCUGUUCAGCAUGUGGCAGAAUCUGGGUGAGAAUAAAAUCCAUUUCAUCCCCGGGAUGAUCGGCCCGUUCCUGGGAGUGACGCUCGUCCCUCAGGUGGAGGUGAGAAACAUCAUGAUUCCAAUCUUCCACGACAUGAUGGACUGGGAGCAACGCAAGAAUGGAAACUUCAAGCAGGUGGAGGCUGAACUGAUCGAUAAACUGGACAGUUUGGUUUCUGAAGGGAAAGGAGACGAGAACUACAGAGAACUCUUCGGUUUGCUAACCCAGCUGUUUGGGCCCUACCCCAGUCUGUUGGAGAAGAUCGAGCAGGAGACGUGGAGGGAGACGGGCGUUUCCUUCGUUACCUCCGUCACACGGCUGAUGGAGCGACUGCUGGACUACAGGGACUGUAUGAAGGGAGACGAGACGGAGAACAAGAAGAUCGGCUGCACCGUGAACCUGCUGAACUUCUACAAGUCAGAGAUCAACAAGGAGGAGAUGUACAUCCGCUACAUCCACAAACUGUGUGAUAUGCAUCUACAGGCCGAGAACUACACAGAGGCUGCGUUCACUCUGCUGUUGUACUGGGAGCUGCUGCACUGGGACGAGCGGCCGCUGAAAGACUUCCUGCACUACUCUGCUCAGACAGAGUGGCACCGCAAGGAGGCGCUCUGUCGCAAGGUCAUCCACUACUUCAACAAGGGAAAGUGCUGGGAGUACGGGAUCCCUCUUUGCAGGGAGCUGGCCUUCCAGUAUGAAUCUCUGUACGACUACCAGAGUCUGAGCUGGAUACGGAAAAUGGAGGCAGCGUAUUAUGACAACAUUAUGGAGCAGCAGCGUCUGGAGCCCGAGUUCUUCAGGGUGGGAUUCUACGGCAGGAAGUUCCCCUUCUUCCUCAGGAAUAAAGAGUUUGUGUGUCGCGGUCAUGACUACGAAAGGUUAGAGGCCUUCCAGCAAAGGAUGCUGGGAGAAUUCCCGCAAGCCAUUGCAAUGCAGCAUCCCAAUCAGCCAGAUGAGGCCAUUCUGCAGUGCGACGCACAGUACCUCCAGAUCUACGCCGUGACCCCGGUACCAGACGGCGUCACCGUGCUGCAAAUGGACAGAGUACCGGACCGCAUCAAGAGCUUCUACAGGGUCAACAACGUUCGGCGUUUCCGUUACGACCGGCCGUUCCACAAAGGACCCAAAGACCGAGACAACGAGUUCAAGAGUCUCUGGAUCGAGAGGACCACCCUGAUCCUCACGCACCCUCUGCCUGGAAUCUCUCGCUGGUUUGAGGUGGAGAAGCGAGAGCUGGUGGAGGUGAGUCCGUUGGAAAACGCCGUCUCUGUGGUGGAGAACAAGAACCAGGAGCUGCGGACUCUGAUCAGUCAGUACCAGCACAAGCAGCUGCACGGCAACAUCAACCUGCUCAGCAUGACCCUGAACGGAGUCAUCGACGCUGCCGUCAACGGAGGCAUCGCCAGAUACCAAGAGGCUUUCUUUGAUAAGGAAUACAUCACCAGCCACCCGGAGGACACGGAGAAGAUCACGCAGCUCAAAGACCUGAUGCAGGAGCAGGUUCACAUCCUCGGAGUCGGCCUGGCAGUGCACGAGAAGCUGGUGCACCCAGAAAUGCGGCCGCUGCACAAAAAGCUGAUCGAUCAGUUCCAGAUGAUGAGGAGCAGCCUCUGCCACGGUCUCCCUGGUUUGGACAAGGCCGGCUCAGGAGCCAACACUCCCAGAGGGAUCCUGACCUCACACAGCCCCCUGAGCCCCGAGAGCUUCAAACUCAUGCACCGGCACAGCCCCAUAGCUGUUUUGACUCCAGUGCGCAACUCCUCCUCCUCUCUCUCCUCCCACAACUCCAGUGAGAUGGGGAACGUUGGCAAUCUGCUGAUCCUGGCCGAUGGGAUGGUGGUGGAGCACCCAGAGGACUUCUACCGUAUGCAGGCAAGCCCCUCCUCCUCUAGCCUUAGCUCCACCCACUCUGCACCCUCUCAGAUGAUACACUCCGCCCCCUCCACCAUCAGAGUCGGUUCUCCUUCUCUGCCGGACAAAUACAGACACAACAGAGAGAUGCUGAUGCUGCUGCCGCCGCACAGAGAGCGGCCGAGCAGCGCCAUGUACACCAACAUCACAGAGAACGGCCAGCCAGCCAACUUCCAGCGGGCGUUGUUCCAUCAGGUGAUCGGUCCGUGUAAACCCUGCAGCGACCCCAACCUCUCCGUGGCUGAGAAAGUCCUCACCACCCCCAGUAGUUGGAGUUUGGACAGUGGCACCAGAGACGCUCUCCCCUUCCUCUCUGCCCACGUUGGCAGUGUCAUGGCGCCUCCUGUUCCCCCGAGAAACCUGCCUCACGCUCCAGUUGAAGAGUGA